This is a messenger RNA of Spinacia oleracea (spinach), 735 nucleotides long. RefSeq lists its product as uncharacterized. Lineage: Eukaryota; Viridiplantae; Streptophyta; Magnoliopsida; Caryophyllales; Amaranthaceae. The record is from RefSeq and is a predicted model, not a curated record. The coding region runs from base 1 to 735 and encodes 244 amino acids. The transcript has a single exon.
AUGGCUGGUCAUAUCCCUACUGCUAUCCCUUUUACUUCUUCCAUGCUUCCCAACCCUUUCAUCCCUGAUAUGUCUAAGUUAGAUCCUUUCGAUGGGAAGAAUUAUAAGAUGUGGUCUGAUAAGAUGGAGUUUUUCUUGGGUCAAAUUGGGGUAGAUUAUUGUCUUACUGUUAUUGCUGCCCCUGCUAAUUCCACUAGGGAUUUUGAGAAAGAUAACAAAACCUGUCGUGGGAUGUUGUUGCACUACAUGACUGCUUCUCUUUAUAUGAUUUAUAGUAAGUCUAAGAAUGCUAUGGAAAUUUGGGAUGCUCUGAAAACUAAGUAUGGAACUGAUGAUUUUGGGACUAAGAAAUAUGCUUGUAGUCGUUGGUUAAAUUUCCGUAUGACUGAUGAUAAGCCUGUCCUUGAUCAAGUUCAUGAGUAUGAACAUUUAUGUGCUGAUAUUGUUGCUGAGGGUAUGAAAAUCUGUGAGCUUUUCCAAGCCAAUUGUCUCCUUGAGAAAUUAACCCCUUCUUGGCAAACCUAUGUCCAUUCCAUGAAACACAAACAAAAAGACUUUACCCUUCAAGAACUCGUUUCCCACAUUAAGAUUGAAGAGCAGAACCGUAUCCAAACCAAGGGAAAAACUACUGACCAUUCUUCCUCUACUGCUAAUCUUGUUGAAACUAAAAGAAAUGCAGGUUAUAAUAAGGGACCGAAAGGCAAGGGUCCAAAUCAGUUCCAUGGUACAAGGUAG